UCUUCUCCAAAUGUUGUGAAUAAAAUGCGCCGUUUGUUACACCCCAGCGGCGCGGGCGGUUCUUAAAGGGCCAGAGACCUGGGGCCACGGGCACCCUCUUCACUUCUCCCAGCUCAGCUGGGUACCCAGGGAGGCUCGUAGCUCGCCCGGAGCGUAGAAGAAAACAAAGAAGCAACCGGAAACAGCCGCGACAGCUGUGGGGGGCGCGGGCACAGGGCCCAGAGCGGGCGCCCACGAACAAAAAAAAGAGAGAGAGGAAGGGGGUGUUAUUUAGGUGCAAUUGCACCGAGAGCAGUCAGUAAAGCAGAUCCCAAAGAACUGGGGCACUGUCGUGUUUGAAGUCUGAGAUCCAGCGUCCCCUUUUGCCUUGCCAACAUCCCCAAUGCGACCAUGGGAACUGGCAGUGAAUAGGUGGCCUCCUUCUGUCCACUUUGACCAGCGACGAUUCUCAGGGGGAAGUUGUGAUAAUCCAGCACACCUCAGGAGAAGCCCUUCUUCCCGGCACCACUGGGGCCGACGCGAGCGACCUCUGCAAAGUCUCCUAGUCCAGGAUGAGAACUCCUUGCACCCGGCUUUUUUCCAGCAGCCACAGCCACAAGUCCCUGUAGAUGAGCACCCGGCAUACGUUCUGGCUAAUACGUCGCCACGAAUGCUUCACCCGGCUGCACAUCCACCCCACCAGCAUCCAUUCAUGGUGGAUCUCCAUGAGCAGGUGCAUCAGGGAGCCAUCCCUCUCUCCUACACGGUGACCACGGUAACAACACAAGGCUUCCCCAUUCACACCGGCCAGCACAUCCCAGGUUGCAGUGCACAGCAGCUCCCAGCAUGCUCAGUGAUGUUCAGCGGACAGCACUACCCACUCUGUUGCCUCCCCCCCCCCCUGAUCCAGGCCUGUGCCAUGCAGCAGCUCCCUGUCUCCUACCAAACGUUCCCACCGCUCAUUUCCAGCGACCAUUACAUCCUGCACCCUCCACCGCCUGUGCCACCACACCAGCCUCCACACAUGGCUCCCCUCAGCCAGUUUGUCCCGCUCCAGCCCCAGCAUCCUCGCAUGCCACUACAAAGGAUAGAAAAUGAGGUAGAGCUUCGGGGUGAACAGCACUCUAUUGGAGGCUUCUCAUACUCUGCUUCUCACCAUACUCCUGCACUGUCUCCCUCUGUGCCACUACAUUACCUUCCGCAUACCCAUGACCCGCUGCACCAGGAACUGCCCUUUGGCGUGCCAUAUGCACACAUGAUGCCCCGGCGACUGAACACCCAGCGAUACAGAUUGCAGCAGCCACUGCCACCCCCACCGCCCCCACCACCUCCAUACUACCCAAGCUUCCUGCCAUACUUCCUAUCGAUGCUUCCCGUGUCACCAACAGCGGUGGGGCCCACAAUAAGUUUGGACUUGGAUGUGGAUGAUGUAGAGAUGGAAAACUACGAGGCAUUGUUGAAUCUGGCUGAGAGGCUAGGAGAGGCCAAGCCCCGGGGACUCACCAAAGCAGACAUCGAACACCUUCCAUCUUACCGCUUCAACCCAGAAAGCCAUCAGUCAGAGCAAACCUUGUGUGUUGUGUGCUUCAGUGACUUCGAAGUAAGGCAGCUGCUGCGAGUUCUGCCCUGCAACCACGAGUUCCAUGCUAAGUGCAUCGACAAAUGGUUAAAGGCAAACCGCACGUGCCCCAUCUGCCGGGCAGAUGCCUCAGAAGUGCACCGGGAGGCCGAGUGAGGCUCGUCGACACACUGCUGCACAACUUCACUCCAGGAUACGGACCUUGGACCAGGGGCUCGGGCCAGCCUGUUGUGCUUAGCCUCUGGGGCCUCUCCUGGGAUGUGGUGAGAAUAUAAGCAAUGUAUGACACCCCUACCCCUCCCCCCCCCGUGGCAUGGACUGGGCCUGGUGGUAGAGCCAGCUCUGCAGUGUCACGCUUUGUUAGGGGGAGGCAUCCCUGUGUGCUCCGCACUCCAAAGACUUUCCAUCCUCGCGCCAUUACUCUCCAGGUGUUUUUGCAUUCCUUUUGUUUGUUUUCCUUUCUUGUUUGGUUUUGUGGCUGUCUGACCCAGAUGUUUAGUCUGAACUCUUCCCCUUCUGGCAUCACCAGAUCAGGCCCUUCAAAGCAGAGCAGCUGAAAGGUGGUGAUGAUCAGGGUGAGGGGGUGCGUGAGGAGACGGGUGAGGAAGCACCCACUUCAUUCUCACCAGCCGCUUGCCCAGAGCAGUGUUGCGCCGCAGGCAGCAGGGAGUGCUUGGUUGCAGCGCUGAUGUGAGCAGCCUGAGGCCUUCCCAAAAACCUUUGGGGGUGGGAGUUGCCCCCACACAAAUCAUGACCUACUGCCCCCUUUUUUUUUUCCUUACGUGCACUCAGAAGCACGCACCAUCUUCCCCUUCCUGCAUGCUGGAGAUGUUGAGUGGAGUCCAGGUCUGUUCUCACAAACUUAGCAAGGUGGUGGAGGAACAAAACAGGGCUGAGCGGGUCCGCCAAUAUUCCACCCCACCUCGCUCUCCUUCUGUGCUGUGAAGCAAUGAUUUGGGGGGGAAGGGAAGACCCAUUUCCCUUAAAAGCUGGAGCGGGGGACAGUGUGUGUGUGAGAAUCCUUGCAAUGAAGCAGCUGGCUCUGUUUCAAACAUGCAUAUAUACAUGCAUAGAGAUGGUGGCUAUCUUUCUGAGGCCUUUCUUUUGGGAUUGACAACCAUGUUAUACCUAUAGCUGAUGAUUCUUCCUUUCCCUUUUCCUACAUCCCAGUUUUUUCCUUGGAUCCCUCUUCUAUCUUGGCACCCAUCUCCAUGAAACCUCCACGCCGCCCCUCCCCCCAAAAAUCAGGUUUGUGCCGGUGUUUCCCUCAAUAUUCAUGGAAGAGUGCCUGUGUUUAUUUCCCUUCCUCCUACAGGGAAGGGGGAGAUGCUCAGCAGACUGAAGCCGAAGCUUUUAGCACUCCUACUGUAGAUCCCACCCACUCUUUUGUGGCUAAGCCCCUGAAAGCUGUUGGGCAGCUGUGAGGCUCUUCGCAGCAGGAUCCUGGGCACAGAGCAGAUGGGGAGUUAUUUAUUAAUCUUCUUGUUGUCUGCCCUUGCACUAGCUGCCAUGGGGAAAGCCCAUCUGGCGACCUCUCCUCCCUCCACGAUGCAGUGCUGCAUCAGCUUUCUCUUCUGGAUGGGACCAGGCAGACAUUUUCAUUCCUUUCUCAUGUGCCUGCCCUUCUGUCUCUCCCUCCCCCCCUCCAAAAAUAUAUAUCAAGUUUGGCCUGCCACUACCACCCCAGUGAGUUUUUUCUGCAUGGCCUGAUGCUUGUGCUCUGGGUCAGGUGCCAUGGGUGGGGGUUUUUUUUGCCAUGACGAGCAUACAACGAGUUGUGUGACUUCCUGUCUCUCUGUGCACAUAUGUGCAUGUGUGCACACAUGAUCCUACCUAGAACACCUGCUGAUUUGAAGCAAGAAAGCAACCAACCUGCCACCGUUUUACAGAAACCUGUUUAAAAAAAAAAAAAAAAAAAAGUUGUUUUGCAUGAUUAUACCAUGGAGCAAGAGAGAAGCCCUCGCUGUGUAGUUGGUUUGUGUUCUGAAGCCUGGCAGGAGGACUCUUGAGAGGACGACAAAAACCUAAUGUAAAUGUUCACAAAUUAUGCAUGCAUGUUAUGACCAGCUUGGAACUUGGUAUUGGCUAAGUCUCUAGCCAGCUGUGGGGUGAUGGGGGGUGGUGGGAAGAGGGAGUUCUUUGUGCUCAGCUGAUUACUGCCAUGCACUGUACUGCACAUGUCCGCAACGCCUCACAAGGACCGUUAACGCUUUUCGGGGCAUUUCUGUCUCCCCUUCUCUCCCUGCCACCCUCCUCCAAAUUAGAGAUGGGUUUGAAACCUGGUUGGGUCAGGAGGCGGCAAUGGGUGGACUUAAUCUUGAGGUAGGCUUGCAAGGUUCAGUAUAUUAAUCGUGGGGGGGGGGAGAGGUGAUUAGCAACCUUGAAAGGAGGGAGGCGGUUGUCAGGUGCAGCUUCCGUUUUACGGUGCUGCAGAGAUGAGAGAAGUUGCACCUGCUGACAUGCUCUGCUCUCUCCCCAAACCCCCUCCUCCUUGCCUCUUUACAGCUAUUACCAGCAUUGGGAGCCUUAACUCGACAGGGCAAGUCUGGUGGUGUGGCUCUCGUCAAAAUUCCUCCACCAGCCACAAGGUGGAGCCCUGCUCUCUUUUUGUCCAUUCUCUUAUCUUCUUUCCCUCCCCACCCCAUGGAUUCAGUGAUUCCUGCAGCUUUAAUUGGCAGUCACAACCUGGCUUUCUAGUUCUCUUUCCCCCUCACCUUUUGAAAUGGAUGGCAGCAAAUGAAAGCACAAGAGCCUUUGAUGGGGCCAUGCCUUCCCUGCUCACCCAGCAGCAGAAACCAUUCCUGGGCCUUUCCAGAUAAAUUGGGGUAUCUUCCUCCUGCUCCUCCACAAACCUACUCUAGAAGGACAAGCAGGUCAGAUGAAUGGAUGGGCUAGGAGCAGCCGUGUGCACUCUUCUGGCUCCUCAACCCAUUCUCUGGUGCUUGCUCUGAGACUCAAAGGAACCAUGCGACUGCAGAAGAGGCACUGAUGAGUGGAGCUGGUGGAACGAACAAAUAAAUGGGCUGUUUAUUUGGAUUGGUCUGUGUCUGCCUAGGAGUGGGGCUUGUAAAGGAGAGCUUCCUCCAACGUGGCUCUUUGCUGUCGGGUGUUCCGAGUUCUGAUGGUGGCUGGGGAGGGGAAGGGGCCUCUCUUAAAACAGUGGGCAAGUGCAGCAUAGCUGCCGGCAUUUCUCCCCCCCACCGCCCGUUUUCUUCUUCUGAGCACACCGGCUCUCAGCAAUACUUACCUCUGAAGCAGGGGAAAGUCUUUUUGGGUGUGGCUGGAGCUGCCAGGCCUUUUGCCACUGGUGCUCACAGCCAUUUUCCCCUGGUAUUUGCUGGAGUUCUUGAUCUGCUUGAGGUCAGGAAGUCCUUAGAGGUGCUAGGAGGGUGGAGUUUGGGAAUUUUUAAAUUACUUUUUUCCUUCCCCCUUCUCUUCAGUCAUAGUCCAGGAAUGAUCUUCAGUCCUUUAGCUCUGGAGCUAGGUUAGUCAGAGAUCCAGAUGGGCAGGCAGGAAGCAGCAAGGUAGGUUUUAUUACAACGGAAUAGCAAUCCUUCUUCUUCGAGAAGCGGCUAGCCAGCUGCCAGACCAGCAAAUUAGGAACCGAACCUGUUGAACUCUGGGCAGGCCCCAGCUUGCUUUCUUAAAAUAAAUAAAUUGCCUGAAUUUGUGAUGAAUGAAGACAUUUUUAAAGUCUCCCCUGCCCCUUUGUUUGCGGUUAGGCUGAUGUAGGUUAGUUAAAUGGUGCAGUCAUUUGGAUAAGGUUAAAUAAUUAAAUCAUUUCCUUCUCAGCCCAUUUUUCAGAGGGUUGGAAUAGCUGCAGUUGGACACCUAAGCCAGGUCCUGGCCCAUGCACACGCACACACACACACACACACACACACACACAGAGGAAUGGGCCAUUUGCCAUAUAAAAACUGCACAGACACCAGCAACCCUUCUUUUUCCAGUCCUCUUGUGACCAGUCAGUUCUCCCCUCUCCCUCACAUGUUGAGCCAGUGCCUUGUCAGACCCACCUCCUUCCCCAGCCUUUCUCCUUGUUUCCCAGCUUUUUAAAUGAAAGUGAUUAAUAAUAACUUAUUUCACAUGACACAAAUAACCAAAGGUCUUUACUGUAUAUAAAAACCACCAAGGAGGUGUCUGUAUAUUUAUAGCCAAUAAGAGUAGUGCCGAUGCCCAUCUGUUUCAAACACUCUCUUCUCCUUCCCUGCCAUCUUUUUUUUCUGCCCAGAAAGAUUAUUUGGGGCUGGGGAGGGUAGAAAAGCCUUACGGUUCUUCUGGUGGUGACUUGAAGGCUCACAAGCUCGUGUGCUGCAGAAUUUAUUCCAAUGAGCAGCUAAAAUGAUCAUUUAAAAAGAAAAAACGAAAAAAAAUGACGAAGACAUUUAUUUAGGAUGUUUGUGAUUGCUGAUUGCGCUGUAGAUGCCCCUGUUUACCAUUGAUUUCCUGUGAUGGGAUAGUGGACUGUUUACUGUUCUGUUUUACCAGUCCCGGGCCCUCCAGAGGGAUAGCUCAGCUUCACCCCUACAAGGAGAGGGGCCUCCCUGUAGGGCACCAGGGCAUUUGUUCUGUGUUAGAAAGUUUAUAUAUAUAUAUAUAUAUAUAUUAUAUAUAUAUUAUAAAUAUAUAUAUAUAAUUUUUUUUGCUCUGUUACUUGCACAUUUUACAGUUACCUCAUUUUUCCCAUGUAUGUAUUUGAAAAAAAGGCUAAUAUAUAGAGAAGGAAAAAAGGUUCUUAAAUCUCUAAAAAAAGUGUUUGUUUUUUCCAUUCCAUUGGAAUCAUAUUGGUUUGUAGCAUUUAACAUAACUAGUAUGUUGUAUUAUAUAUAUGUGUAUUAUACUGAUUGAAAUUUUUAACAGAUUUGUACUUUUUUUAAAAUGAAAGUUGCUAGUUCUGCUUGACCAAGUAGUGCAAUCAUUAUUUUUUUUAAUGUUGUGGCUGAUU
Messenger RNA from Rhineura floridana, 6503 nucleotides. It is a transcript of the gene RNF44, whose product is annotated as ring finger protein 44. The transcript has 11 exons. Lineage: Eukaryota; Metazoa; Chordata; Lepidosauria; Squamata; Rhineuridae. The coding region runs from base 383 to 1714 and encodes 443 amino acids. The record is from RefSeq and is a predicted model, not a curated record.